AUGGUUGAACAACAAUCGGAUCCGGCCAAUUUUGCCGACUUCUCCUACUUUGAUCGCGUUCGUGAAUCAUCACUGGACCGAAAGGAUUCUCAAAACGGCUUAUUGUUCCGCCAGGCGGCUUUCUACGGACCGACACCGCCUCUUUUGGGAUUAGAUGGGAGCCCACCACCUGAUGAACCCAUUCCAACAUCAUCAAGGCAGUCACAACAUAAUAGCUGCCAUGAUGUACACGAUUGUUGUCGACCAACAACGACUGUCAUUGGAGGGCCCACCACGCAAGUAUACGUGAACUGCUAUCCGGGCAAACCACUCCGUUCCUCCCUCUAUCGACCUGCCGUCCCAAAGCAGUCAUCACAGGGCUAUUGCUCAAGACAAUCCUCACUUCUAAGAGAUUCUGACGGAGCGUCUGCCAUUACGGUUCGACAGGUGUCUCGUGGCUCUCGGAGCACCCUUCGCUCGGGUACCUCCUGCGAGCGUAAAGAGUCUUCGAUUGGUCAUCUACCGUACUCGCCCCGAAUUCCAUUGCUCCAUCCGCAGCGCAAAUUCUCAUCGGUUGACAACGGAUACGUGUCGAGGAAUUAUUACGAAUCCAUCGAUCGUUAUCUACCCUAUGAGCUGACGGCGAUGAACGAGAAACAUGUGAAUGGAGGCGUGCGUUUCGACGCGGAAACGGGCGGUGAGCCCAAGCAGCGAUCGGCAAGUACCGUACGAGUUAUCCGACGCCGUCAAAGUGGAUAUGGCAUCGCCAUUUCUAGUGAAUCGACGGCCAAGAUGCGAUGCCGGAUGCGGAAGUUGUUGUUUAUUCGCAGGAAUAAGAUUUGCGAUUUAUCGCUGAUAUUGGCAAUUGCGGGUCUGUUGCUGAUUGUUGUCGAUUCUGAAUUGACGGCGUUAAAAGCGGUGACAGGUGUUGACAAGACUCAUUGGGCAUCUCUACUACUCCGUGGUGCCGCCGUAAUGACUACACUAUCUCUAAUGGCCUGUCUCUGCAAUUAUCAUGCCAUCGAAGUAAAAAUUGCGCUGAUAGACUCGGGUGCGGAUGAUUGGAGGGUGGCAUUAAGUACGGAUCGAAUAUUGAAAUUGACGCUGGAAUUGGUUGUUUGUUCUAUAUGUCCUUUUCCAGGGACUGGUUCUGUUGCAUGGCCCUUCAUAUCACCCGAAACGAGAAAAGUAACGAUGAUACAGGUGCCAGUUGAUGUGCUACUGUCGGUGCCAAUGUUCUUGAGAAGCUACCUUCUAUGUCGUUUUAUGGUCCUCCACAGCAAACAGUUCCAAGACGCAGCUACCCGCUCUAUCGCCGCCCUGAACCGUAUUUCCAUGGAUUUCCGAUUUGUUAUAAAAACGAUGAUGUCCGAGCAUCCGCUUCGAGUUCUUAUUGUUUUCACCGUGACUUAUUGGGUGUGUAUGAGUUGGAUGUUUACGCAAUGCGAGCGAUAUGACGGGAAGCUGGAUACGGAGCAUUACUAUAUGAACUCAAUGUGGUUCAUCAUGGUUACGUUCAUGUCGAUCGGUUAUGGUGAUAUUGUUCCAAAUACGUAUUGUGGACGGACCUUGUCAAUUGCUACGGGGAUUGUGGGAGCUGGUGUCUCCUCAGCUCUCAUCGCCGUCAUCUCCCGUAAACUGGAAUUAUCUCGAGCUGAGAAACACGUCAACAACUUCAUGGCCGAUUCAAAAUUGACCAACCAGCGCAAAAACGCGGCAGCCUCCGUCCUCCAGGAAACGUGGUUUAUCCAUAAGUUCAAGAAAUCGACGAACAAGGGCGAUGAACUUCGACUCCGCCACCAUCAACGAAGAUUCCUACAUUCUAUCAACGAAUUUCGGCGUAUCAAAUGGGAUCAACGAAAACUGCAGGAGAAGGGGAACUCACUGCUUGAUGUCGGGAAACUGCAUGCGGAUAUGCAUGAGACACUUUGGGAAAUGCAUCGUACCCAGGACCAUUUUAUAACGCAGGUGGAUCUGCUGACGCAGAAGAUUGUGGAGCUGCAGAAUACGUUGUUGCUCCAGGGUGGGCGAAUCCCACCGCCAUUGCCUUCACAAGGGAGUACGGCUCACAGUACGCCGCAACCAAAUCUGAUACCACCGAGCUUCUCCCUCUCCCGCUUAAACGUGCCAGGCGGAAGCCAACUAAAUUCUCCAAGCGGUUCUUCCCAGGCCAUCGUACCCAGCCAAUCACUCACCAACACCGCCCCAUCCUCCUUCAGUAAUCAACCAUUCGCUGGACCAUGCGUAACCACCGAAACGCACCAAAUGACGUCCCCCAACCCACUAAACCCAGCAAGCUACUCGAGUUCUAAUGGCGCAGCUUUUCCCAAA
This is a messenger RNA of Mesorhabditis spiculigera, 2310 nucleotides long. The record is from the annotation of a GenBank genome assembly. Lineage: Eukaryota; Metazoa; Nematoda; Chromadorea; Rhabditida; Rhabditidae.